Heterostelium album PN500 is the source of this 273-nucleotide messenger RNA. RefSeq lists its product as uncharacterized. NCBI's taxonomy places the organism in Eukaryota, Evosea, Eumycetozoa, Acytosteliales, Acytosteliaceae. The coding region runs from base 1 to 273 and encodes 90 amino acids. The transcript has 2 exons. The record is from RefSeq and is a predicted model, not a curated record.
AUGUCAACAGAUAAUAAUAAUAAUAAUAAUAAUAAUAAUGAUUAUGAUAGUGAAAAUAACAAUAAUAUAUUAUUAGAUGGCAAUGCCACUAGAACCGCAACAGCAUCUUUUGUAUUGCCAUAUACUGCUUCUAUUGCCAACUCUAUAGAACAAUUAGAGGCUGAUGCAAAAUCACUCUUUUCUCUGCAUUCUAUGUUUUCAAAUCAACUUCACAGAUUACAACUUGAAGAAGUAGCUUUAAAGAAACAAUUGGCAAAUGAAAACAAUCAAUGA